GCGCCACCGCGUGACGUCACCGCGCUCCGGUCCCGCCCACCGCCCGCCCGCGGGGCGCCCUGAGGGCUCCGGGCAAGAUGGCGGCGGCCGCGGCGCUGAGGGGCGGUGGGAGGGCGCUGAGCCGCGAGGUGUUGCAGCUGGAGGCGAGGGGGCUUUGCACGAAGCCGGUGGGCACCGGGAUGGCGCCGCCAAAGAUUUCUCCAGGCUGCUGUUUGGCUGGGUCAGUCUGUGCAGGGAGUCAGACCUCUUCCAAAGGUGGCUGCCCAUCCUCCUGCCUCCCCCUGCCCUUCCUUCCCAUCCUGCACCUUCCAUCUGGCACAGAGAACUCUCUCCUGCUGUCUGCAGACAAAGGUGAGAGCAUUUCUAGUACCACCCUCAAGGAAGCUGCAAAGCCUGCUGAAGACACAGGGAUGACCAUGUCAAGAAAAACUGAGGUUGCAUUUCCUCAGCGAGGAGGAGUUGCUUCCUCCCAUGAGGAGGAAAAACUCACCACACCUGCAGCAGGAAGAGGCCUGAGGAAAGAGUUAGCUGAGGAACAGACUUCAUCCAGCUCAGAGUCAGAUUCUAGCUCAGAUUCAGAGGAUGAAAAUGUUGAUGAUUCACAAGUUGCCGUUAAAACUAAAGUUGAGUUUCCCAGACGAGAUGCCAUCUUUUCUGAGAACAUAGCAGUAAAGGCAUCAAUGCUGGCAAAAGAGAAAUUGUCCCAGAAAUCCCUCAAAGAAUACGGAAUUAAGAAGCUGCCACGCAAACCAGAAAUUAAUGUGUCUUCUGUAAAGCAGGUCAAAUUUUCUAAAUCAUCAGUCAGCCAAGAAACAUCAAAAUCCAAAGGAAGAGACCCCAAAGUAAAAUCCCCUCCAAAAGAACGGAAGUUGGUCUUAGAACCACAUGUGCUGAAAAGUCUGGACCUGACCAAUGUCACUCAUAAAUCUGAUCCUGGGGAGGAAAAGUCCAUUGGAACCCAGGUAGCAGCUAUCCAGCUGAAAGCUUCAGCAGUGACUCAGGAAGACAAAAAGCAAGAUCUGCUAUCCAGAGGAGCGAAGGAAAAGAUGAAGGAGGCACAAGAGUUGGAAGCAAAAGAAGUAACUGCUCCUAAAGUGGAAGAGACUUCUGGAAGCACAGUGUUGGCGAUGGGCACCACAGCAAGGGAGGAGACCACGCAGGAAUCAGGAGUCCAGGCUGGAGAAAGCAGCACAAUUGAGGAGACUGGUCAGCCUGCUCCGGAGGAGUUUGAUAAUUCCACCUACAAGAACCUGCAGCACCACGAGUAUCACACUUUCACCUUUCACGAUUAUAUCGCUGUCCUCGCCAAGUACAGGCAGCCUCAGCCAUCCUCUGGAAGACCAUCACCAAGGCACUGAGAGAGCCACACCUACAGCAAACACCCAGGCUGCAUGGUGAAUCGUUCUCUUUAGCACUGUUGCUUCAUCUGUAUAAUUGAAAUCAGAUAAUAAAUAAUAAAGGCAUAAUAA
Taeniopygia guttata (zebra finch) is the source of this 1469-nucleotide messenger RNA. The record is from RefSeq and is a predicted model, not a curated record. Lineage: Eukaryota; Metazoa; Chordata; Aves; Passeriformes; Estrildidae.